ACUUAAUUUACAGAGCUGUUUUAUUAUUAUUUUUAGAAAGUAAACCUCAGUGUUGACUUUAGGUGUUAUCAGCCUCGUUUGUAAGGUCAAUUAAUUCCUAUCAUUCUUAUCGUUCCAUUAAUUUCAUUAUCGUUUAUUUCCAACAAUUAUUUGAGUAAAUAAAAAGGUUACCUUAAGACAAAAAGAAAUUAUGGCAAAAUUUUGCGCUAAUUUGUCGUUCAUGUUCGUGGAAAGUUCUUUUUUAGAACGAUACAAUCUCGCUAAAAAAGCUGGUUUUAAAGCUGUUGAAUCUGGAUAUCCGUUUGGUAUCAAACAAGAAGAUGUAAUCCGUGCUAAAAACUAUUCUGGAAUUCAACAGGUUUUAUUGAAUGUUUACACUGGAGAUGUUAGUAAAGGUGAGUUAGGAUUUGCUGCUAUUCCAGGAAAAGAAAACGAAUUUAAAGAUAGCAUGGAGAAAACUAUUCAAUUAGCAAGAAAUUUAGAUGUUAAAAAAGUCCAUGUUAUGUCUGGAAAAGUGGAAUCCCCUUCUAUGGAAAAUGAUGAAGUGUACAUAAAAAAUUUAAAACUAGCAUCAGAUAUGCUACAAAAAGAAAACAUUUUAGCUGUAAUUGAACCAAUUAAUAAUUACUCUAUACCUAAUUAUUACAUGAAUUGCUAUAAUAAAGCGUUGAAUACCAUAAAAAAGGUUGGAAACCCUAACUUAAAAAUCAUGUUAGACAUAUUUCAUAUGCAGCAUAUACGCGGAAAUUUAUCAAACACCAUCAAAGAUUUAUUAGAACACACAGGACAUAUUCAAAUCGCUCAAGUUCCAAACAGAAAUGAACCAAAUACUGAAGGAGAAAUAAACUACAAGUAUUUAUUAAAACUAAUUCAAGAAUUGGGAUAUAACGAUUGGAUUGGAUUAGAGUAUAAACCAACAGAUCUUACAUUUAAAUGGAUACAAGAAUAUGGAUAUCAAUUAUAACAGAUUAAUAAAUGAAUUUAUAUGUAUUAAUCGCUUUUAUUCUAUAACAACAGUAAAAUAUAUCAAUUAGAUUGCCUACAUUAAAUAAAAAAAUUUUAUGUU
Molecule: messenger RNA, 1066 nt
Organism: Onthophagus taurus
Lineage: Eukaryota; Metazoa; Arthropoda; Insecta; Coleoptera; Scarabaeidae
Gene: Gip
Product: hydroxypyruvate isomerase-like protein Gip
Biological process (GO): glyoxylate metabolic process
Molecular function (GO): hydroxypyruvate isomerase activity
Source: RefSeq, a predicted model, not a curated record